This is a messenger RNA of Aspergillus clavatus NRRL 1, 279 nucleotides long. Its product is annotated as copper fist DNA-binding domain-containing protein. Gene Ontology annotation, cellular component: nucleus. Bases 1 to 279 code for a protein of 92 amino acids. Gene Ontology annotation, molecular function: copper ion binding; RNA polymerase II cis-regulatory region sequence-specific DNA binding; DNA-binding transcription factor activity, RNA polymerase II-specific. The record is from RefSeq and is a predicted model, not a curated record. Gene Ontology annotation, biological process: intracellular copper ion homeostasis; positive regulation of transcription by RNA polymerase II; intracellular iron ion homeostasis. The transcript is spliced from 2 exons. NCBI's taxonomy places the organism in Eukaryota, Fungi, Ascomycota, Eurotiomycetes, Eurotiales, Aspergillaceae.
AUGCUAGUCAAUGGUGAAAAAUGGGCUUGUGGAUAUUGCGUCCGUGGGCACCGUGUGUCUACUUGUCAACAUCAUGAUCGACCAUUAACUCGCAUCAACCGGAAAGGGCGCCCGUCUGCUACCUGUGCUGUAUGCAACAACACCCCUUGUCCAAGACCAAGAGAGCACUCGAAGUUGAAGAGCAACACCAACAACACCGGGACCAAGUCUUCUCCCAAGGUAAGCGUUGCUAUGGCUCACCACCAGAUAGCUGCCAUGAUAUCUCCAUUGGGAACAUAA